This is a messenger RNA of Exophiala dermatitidis NIH/UT8656, 3498 nucleotides long. RefSeq lists its product as uncharacterized. The record is from RefSeq and is a predicted model, not a curated record. The transcript has a single exon. Gene Ontology annotation, molecular function: zinc ion binding; ATP binding; nucleic acid binding. The coding region runs from base 1 to 3498 and encodes 1165 amino acids. Lineage: Eukaryota; Fungi; Ascomycota; Eurotiomycetes; Chaetothyriales; Herpotrichiellaceae.
AUGGAUGUCGAUGUACGGCCGAGGAAGAAGAGACGAUUUUUCGUCGACGAUCCCCAAGUUGUGACGGAACAGCAAGCAUCGACAUCGCCAGCGACUACACCUCAUCGGACCAACUCCGCAUCCUCAUCUACACGAGAACAGCAGACGUCCGGGCCGACUGAAGUAAACGACAAUUGUCGAAAACCCUCCACCGAUUCAAGCCCUCCAAGUUUUGACAUCGAUACUUUCCGCACUUUCGUUGGUGAAAAUGUCUCUCAAGAUGUUGUGCAGCAAAUCCAGGCUGCGGCGCAUGGGGAUAUUGAGCGGGCAAUCAACAUGUACCUGGAUGGUUCAUGGAAGAACUCUAGUGCUGCAAGGCCGCCUGCUCCGACUUCCCUACCUCUGAAGGGCGUCGACCAUUGGCUUGCCACCCCGGAGCCGGUACCCAGCGCCUCUAAUCCCAACGCGCGCGGCGAGCAGGCCGCAGAUAUCCCGACGCAAACCACAUUACAUUCAAUGCCAAAAGAACGAUAUGUCGGGUCAUUUGGCGUCGCAGCUUGGAUGACAAAAAGCGGUUCUAAUCUGUUGGCGCAUGGCGAAGCAGUCCGGAUAGAGAGAUCUAGAAUUACUCCUAGGACCAAGCUUGGGAGAGGUGGAAAGCUUGUACCGGUCAUUGGCAGGAAUCAGAAAGCGGAUGUCAUUACACGGUUCACAAACUCCAGGGGCGAGGAAUUAGGUCGUCUCCCCGAGGAGACAGCUGCGUGGGUUUCUCCUUUGCUGGACCAGAAAAUAUGCCGGUUCGAAGGCACCUGUGUAUAUGCGCCUGACCGUGUCCGCGUGAAUGACACAGUAUACCUCCAACUUCGUGCCUAUUUUCUCAAAAGUGCCUUUGAAGCCAAUGCUUUUGUGAAACCCAAGGACGACAACAGAGCGACUGGAUUUUUCGAAGAGAAAGAGAGCAGUGAAGAGAAGGACCUUCGUCUUCGACAGGUGGCUCUUAUCAAACUUUUUGACGAAGUCAAUCUUGUCCCAACAUCCACGAGCGAGACAACUGCAAAGCACAAGAAACAGGGUCUCCUCAGGGCAGCAGAGAUGGCAGAACAGUACGACAAAGACAAAGACUCCAAAGCGAAAACUGGCACGUCCACUCCCAAUUCCGAUGAAGAAGAGGGAGAAGAGCUGGAAGAAGACCAAUUGGACGCAUUGUACCAAAAAGCUCAGUCGUUCGACUUCAAUACCCCGGAGGCCGAGCCUGCACCAACUUUUGCGCUGGAGUUGCGAAAGUAUCAGAAGCAAGCCCUACACUGGAUGCUCUCCAAGGAGCGAGACGAAACAUGUACCAAGAAGCAGUCCAUGCAUCCUCUUUGGGAGGAGUAUAUCUGGCCCAUUAAAGAUGCUAAUGAUGUCGAUCUUCCGGUAGUUGAAGGUCAAGACAAGUUUUACGUCAAUCUCUAUUCGGGUGAAGUCAGCCUGGAGUUCCCAGUUCAAGAACAACAUUGUCUUGGGGGUAUUCUAGCUGAUGAAAUGGGCCUUGGGAAGACAAUCGAGAUCUACAGUUUAAUACAUUCUAAUCGCUCCGAUGUUGAUCUUGCGGCAGCCGAUAAGUCUGUCACAACUUUCAAUCACCUGCCUCGACUCCCGCAAUCAUCGACAUCGGUUGAGCCCGCGCCAUGCACAACACUGGUGGUGGCUCCAAUGUCAUUGCUGGCGCAGUGGGAGAGCGAAGCAGUCAAAUGUUCCAAGCCAGGGACCCUCCAGACCUUGGUAUAUUACGGAAGCGACAAAACUGCAAACCUGCAAGUCCUAUGUUCCGCCGCGAAUGCAGCUUCGGCUCCCAACGUUAUCAUUACUAGCUACGGUACGGUUCUAUCAGAGUUUAACCAAGUCACAGCCGCGGGCGGAGACCGAGGGUCUCAUGGUGGACUUUUCUCCGUGGACUUUCACCGCGUCAUCCUUGACGAGGCACAUACCAUUAAAAACAGACAAGCUAAAACGUCAAAGGCCUGUUACGAGCUCAAGGCGAAACACCGAUGGGUCUUGACCGGUACACCCAUUGUCAAUCGGCUAGAAGACUUGUUCAGCCUUGUUCGCUUUCUCAAAGUGGAGCCUUGGAGCAAUUUCUCUUUCUGGAAGACCUUCAUUACAGUACCAUUCGAAUCGAAGGAGAUUGCUCGGGCUCUUAAUGUUGUACAAACAGUGUUAGAACCCCUGGUCCUCAGGCGAACGAAAGACAUGAAGACACCAGACGGCGAGGCUCUUGUGCCACUACCUCCAAAGACCAUUGUUAUUGACGAAGUCGAGCUCUCAGAGACCGAGCGGGAGGUUUACGACCUCAUCUUCACUCGUGCCAAGCGAGCAUUCAACGAAUCCCUGCAGGCAGGGACGUUGCUAAAGUCGUACACUACGAUUUUCGCUCAAAUCCUGCGUCUACGGCAGUCUUGCUGUCACCCGGUGCUGACUCGAAACAAAGACAUUGUGGCAGACGAAGAAGAUGCUGCGGUAGCUGCUGCAGCAGACGGGAAUGGAUUUGCUGACAACAUGGAUCUUCAAGACUUGAUCGACCGGUUCACAACUGACACCGACAUGGCUGGAAAGGAAAAUGCACCUGUGAAAGAUCCUAUCACCACUUUCACCACGAACGCACUCCGUCAGAUUCAGGAUGAAUCAAAUGGCGAGUGUCCCUUAUGUUAUGAAGAACCAAUGCAGAACCCUGCCGUCACGACUUGUUGGCAUAGUGCAUGUAAAAAUUGUCUGGAGACAUUUAUUGCACACCAAAGGGACAAGGGCGAGGUUCCACGGUGCUUUUCGUGUAGAGAGACGAUCAACCCCAGGGAUGUUUUCGAAGUUGUCAAGCACAACAGUCCUUCUGCGUCUUUCGAGUCCGAAGGAGAUAUGUAUGCGGCGGACGAUACGAAUUCAAAACCCAGUAAGAUCUCACUUCGUCGAAUCCAUCCUUAUUCUCCAACAGCUUCGACUUCGGCCAAGAUCGCGGCGUUGCUGAAGCACCUGUCUGCUCAGCCUAGAGGCACCAAGUCGGUGGUCUUCUCCCAAUUCACGGCUUUCCUGGACCUGAUCUCACCACAGCUCACCAAACACGGAUUCUACCACCUCCGCUUCGAUGGUACCAUGUCGCAGAAGGUUCGUGCCCAGGUCAUUCGGGAGUUCAACGCAGACAAUGCAUCUGACCCCAAGGCUCCUCGCGUCUUACUCUUGUCCCUACGUGCCGGAGGUGUGGGCUUAAACCUGACAAGUGCCAGCCGAUGCUACAUGAUGGAUCCUUGGUGGAGUUUCGCUGUGGAAGCACAAGCUAUUGAUCGCGUGCACAGGAUGGGACAAACGCAGAAGGUUGAAGUCGUUCGAUUUGUCACGAAGGACAGUAUCGAAGGCAGGAUGCUUCGUGUGCAGGAAAGAAAGAUGGCCGUAGCAGGCACCCUUGGCGUCGGCCAGUCUGGAGGAGGUGAUACUGAAGAGGAGAGAAAGAAACGACGUGUUGAGGAACUGGAGAUGUUGCUCGGUUGA